AUGCCUUCGAUACAAACCAGUACCUCAACCCCUGCGCUCUUAUCUCGUCGAUCCACAGUCCUAGCACCACCAUCACUUUCCGCCGUCACCCAUCUUUCCUCCUCCCCUGCUCCUGCACAGCCGUCUUCUACAUCUUCUCGCCCGCAUCCAUCGCAAUCACACCGUCGGAGAGACCUGAACCACUCUCUCUCGCAACCAACAGCAGCAUCCCCCGUUUCCACACGAGAAAACAUCUCCUCCUCUUACACCGCAACAACCUCCACAAGCGGAAGAACAGGUGCGAGCGGGGAGAAAGAUGAAGGAGUAGUAGUGCAUCCGACAUUUAGAGCUGAUGCAGGGGAAAUGCGGGGCGAUGUACUUGUGAGAGUGGAGGGGGUCGAAUUUUUCGUGCAUAAGGAUGUGUUGAUGUUCGCUUCUCCUUUCUUUCGUGGCGCUUUGGGUGGUGGAUGGCGAGAGAACAGACUCAGUACUCUAUUGCAAGCUCAGCAAAAUGUCGCUGUGCAAAAUCAAGAGGAUACGAAGAACGUGGGAGAUCAAGAGCAGCAAGAAGAGACGCCAGAAGCGGAAGGCUCGAGAAAGGAAAGAGAAGCAGAGGGGACGGAGCAUGUAGUUGCGGUGCAGGAAUGCUCAAAUAAAGAGCAAGGAGAUGGUGAAGGUGAGGAUGUAGUUGGAAGCGGAAUGGGAUCCGAGUCCUUGGGUGAUACCGGCGAUGCGAGACCGAGGAGCUUGUUGAGGGCUUCCUAUCAUACCGGCCUUUGGAGUCAGGAUGACGAACCACCGUCACGAAGCGAGUCGACUUUUACUGAUGCUGCUGAAGCGCUCAGCCCCACAGAAGCGGAGGAAGAGAAAGAGGAUGCGAGCGUCAAUGACGAUGAAGAUGGUUUCGAAGACGACGAGACCGACUCACAGCCACAGCACCCUUCAGGGAAGCCUUCACAAAGUCCACGCAGAAACUCUCAAUCUGCAAAUGCAGCUGGUCUGAGGCAGGUCCGGAGUAAGUCGAAGCACCUCGCCACCCGUCUGCCACUACGAAAGCUCGAGUCUGCAAACCGAAAGCAAUCGAUCCCUGCUCGAAGCACAAGCAAAACCUUACCUCAGCAGGACCCAAAAUCACCAGCUCGAGAAAGAUUUGAAUCGCUAGCAACCCCUCCAAUCUCCCGUCGCUCCUCUGACCACGCCCCUUCGUCAACACAACCUCUUGGUCCCACAAAUCCUGCUCAAACCACCGCUAGGUUACCAUCACCCUACCGAAACAUAACAUCAGUCAUCGACCUCGCCGAAGAAUCAGCAUCAACAUUCCACGAUUUCCUCUAUCACACAUACCCUCAUCUCGACCUUUCCGUUACUUGGUUCAACUGUGGACCUCUUUUGAGGUUCUCUGACAAAUUUCAAGUUCCGUUUCUCCGGCGAUCCUGCUUAACUUUUCUUCGGGCUGCAUUGGCCGGGAAGCCGAUCGAAGCGAUGCGAUUGGCUGAAUUACACGGUUUCGACGAUCUAUACAAAGAAGCUUCUCGUCAUGUUCUUGACAACUUUUCCUCUUGGGAUCCGCAAGACUUGGACAGACUUUCACCGGCUACACUCCUAAAGCUCGAACGAAAGAGGACUUGGUUUCUGGAGAGGCUACUCAAAUUGGGAUUGGCCAAUCCAGCAAGAGACUAUGAAUGUCAUCCGAACUGCCCCGAUCCGAAGUCAUGCGCAAAGUUAUUAGGGGAAAAGUGGGGUCAAGCGUACGCAGGAGCAGUGAGGUACACACCUCCACAGCCCAGUGUUGUGUAUAGACAGUUGAGGGAAGCAGGUUGGGAAGGGACAGGGUGGGGUCUGAGUGCCUGUCAGGGUGCGGCAAGAGUUUGGGUUCAAGGGCUUUUUGAUAGGAUGUUUGAGCUAGGUGCGCUUCAUGGUAGCGGGAGGAUGUUUUUGAGUGUCAAGCUCGAUGCGGCUGCGGGUGGUGGGACUGGGGGGAUUGGCAGGGGUCUCAGUAGAGAGGGUUGA
Ustilago hordei is the source of this 1989-nucleotide messenger RNA. RefSeq lists its product as uncharacterized. Lineage: Eukaryota; Fungi; Basidiomycota; Ustilaginomycetes; Ustilaginales; Ustilaginaceae. The record is from RefSeq and is a predicted model, not a curated record. Gene Ontology annotation, molecular function: protein binding. Bases 1 to 1989 code for a protein of 662 amino acids. The transcript has a single exon.